UGAAGGGCCGGUACCCAGGCUCGCCGGUCGGGGUACGAGAUGGUGGUCCGAGCGCUGGACCUGACCGGCCUGGCCCGGUGGGUCGCGCAGGGGAGAGCGGAGCAAUCAGAAUUCGGCAGUCCCGACCACGGCACCUGUAUUCCAAGGCAACCGGCAUGCUGCAUCCCAAUAUUCGUCGUGCCGACCGAAGCAUCCUUGAUCCACAAAAGACCGAUGCUCUUCUUUCAAACAGGCACCUCUACCUCCGGAACCCCUUGAUCCUGGCACUCAACCGAUACCGAUCUAAUUGCUUCUCGGCUGUACAUGAGUGGUUCAAGAACCACCAUUUCGUUGAGGUUAGCGCACCUUUGAUCACCCAUUCCAUACUCUACGAGCCGAAUUCCGCCAUUCAAGUCUCGAAUUUAAGAACGAGCAAGACACUGUUCCUGUCCCAGUGCGCUGGUUUCUACCUCGAAGCUGCUGCACAUGCCCACGAACGGGUGUACAACCUCGGGCCCAGCUUCAGAAACGAAAGCAGAACUAACCGUCAUCUCAUGGAGUACUGGCAUGUCAAGGCGGAGCUUUGCUCCGGGAAUAUGGAUGAUAUCAUGGAUUUGGUUGAGAUCUUCCUGCACGACGUUUUCACGGCCCUGCUCAAGCAUACGAAGGACGUCACAGCUCUUCUUGGAACACAGCAGCCAGGAAUACAGAUCCCCUUCGCGCGCAUCACCUACCGAGAGGCUCUCGAGUUGCUCAACAGCAGAGGUCAUCAGGUUUCUUUUGGCCAAAAUAUUUCUAAGCCGGCCGAGGAUCUCCUGACCAGCCACUUUGGUGGACCCGUUUGGCUGACGCACAAACCCCGCGGGCUCGAGCCGUUUCCUUACUGCGUGUGCCCUGACGACGAGGAAUUGACAAUGACGGCAGACUUGAUUUCGUCGGGGGGUUUCGGUGAGAUAUGUGGCGUGGCUGAGAAGUCCUUUUCCAGGCAAGACCUCGAGUUGCGGCUUCAGGAGAAGGGAAAGUCAGAGAUGCAGGACAUGUAUGGGUGGGUGCUACAAUCUCGGGACUUUGGCAUGGUUCCGCACACGGCGUUUGGUAUGGGUUUCGAAAGGAUGUUAAGAUGGUUUUGUGGCGUAGGCCACGUGAAGGACAUGGUCCCCUUCCCCCGAAUUUUUGGCCGCGACCCGACUCCGUGAGGGCUAGGAAGGGUGUGCUGGCAGAUCAUCUGUUGCGUGGGCCCACCUAUUGGUGGCCCGAGCUGUCCAGGCAGCCUCACGUCUGCCCUGCAUCUCGCAUGCAGGUUUUUCCGGCUUAGCACCUGAGAGAGCAAGACAUCGAAUACCAUCAGUUCGUUGCUCUUAGUCCCAUCAUCUGAUGUAAUUCGC
This is a messenger RNA of Chaetomium strumarium, 1364 nucleotides long. RefSeq lists its product as uncharacterized. Gene Ontology annotation, biological process: asparaginyl-tRNA aminoacylation. The transcript has a single exon. Lineage: Eukaryota; Fungi; Ascomycota; Sordariomycetes; Sordariales; Chaetomiaceae. Bases 156 to 1175 code for a protein of 339 amino acids. Gene Ontology annotation, molecular function: asparagine-tRNA ligase activity; ATP binding. The record is from RefSeq and is a predicted model, not a curated record.